CAAGUUGCUUGAAAAGUCAAUAUCCGAACAGUUGGACAUAAGACAGAGUCCUCGUAGUUACAAAAUUUAAAAAAAUUGUUUAAAUUCGUAAAAAAUAUGAAAUCCUAUUUCAUUUGUUUGGUUGUAUGUGCGGUGUUCACAUCUUACGUUGAGUGCGAUUUGGAGAAGUUCAAAGCCGUAGCUGAAGAAUGCAAGGAAGAAGUUGGCGCCACAGACGAGGACGUUGAAACUAUGAUCAAUCAUGAGCCAGCUGGUACACCGGAGGCAAAAUGCUUACACGCAUGCGCCAUGAAAAAAUUCGGCUUGAUGAAUGACGAUGGCAAACUCGACAAGGAAAGGGCCAUAGAAAUUUUGAAAAUUAUAAAAAGCGAUGAUGAGGAGCAACAGAACUUGGGCGUGGAAAUUGUGGAUGCUUGUGCGGAUAUCGACGUAAAUGAAGAUCAUUGUGAGGCGGCUGAGGAAUAUCGCACUUGCAUGCACGCGAAAGCUGCUGAAAAUGGUUUUACCUUGGGACGCGUUUGAAUUUUUUAAAUAAAUUACUGAACCCUCUUCAAAAUACUUGACGACGACCUUGGCUUUAAAAUUAUUUUUAAUUAAGUAAAAAGCAUUUUGUAAAUUUGGCUGUUCCUCUGUACUCUCU
This is a messenger RNA of Rhagoletis pomonella (apple maggot), 640 nucleotides long. RefSeq names its product general odorant-binding protein 19d-like. Bases 97 to 522 code for a protein of 141 amino acids. Gene Ontology annotation, biological process: sensory perception of smell. The record is from RefSeq and is a predicted model, not a curated record. The transcript has 5 exons. Lineage: Eukaryota; Metazoa; Arthropoda; Insecta; Diptera; Tephritidae. Gene Ontology annotation, molecular function: odorant binding.